Tupaia belangeri chinensis (Chinese tree shrew) is the source of this 6191-nucleotide messenger RNA. RefSeq names its product ankyrin repeat domain 28 (gene ANKRD28). Gene Ontology annotation, cellular component: cilium; T-tubule. The transcript is spliced from 29 exons. NCBI's taxonomy places the organism in Eukaryota, Metazoa, Chordata, Mammalia, Scandentia, Tupaiidae. The coding region runs from base 1332 to 4589 and encodes 1085 amino acids. Gene Ontology annotation, molecular function: protein binding. Gene Ontology annotation, biological process: regulation of cardiac muscle contraction; protein localization to ciliary inversin compartment; protein localization to T-tubule. The record is from RefSeq and is a predicted model, not a curated record.
CAGCUCUUCAGGCCGGCGCAGCCGCGAGUCUGCUGGAGUGCCAGCACGCCCAUCCGAUCCCCGAUCCCCGAUCCGAGGUUCUGAAGGGAGUUUAGGAUCUGCUCGUGGAGGGUGUGAACGGCAUUUUGCAAGGCCAUCUGAGGAGCAGGAAAACGUCUGAAAUCUGCUGCGAAGGAGCGGUAGCGGUUUCGCAGUGGAAGGAAACUGUUGGCACAGAGGCCGAGGGCUGAAUCAAGCGGUGGCAGGAGAUGCAGUCUGCCGGCUUCCCGCUGGCGGGGGCCUGCCCAGUGGGAGCUGCCUUCCCGUGGAGACCGCGGGGGUCACUGCAGUGAUAGCUACUGUGGCUUCUUUUCUUUUUCUUUUCCAAUGAGAAGCUGGGAGCAGCGAUCUGAGCUGGGAAGCCUUCUGAUUUCUUCGCAGCCUGUCGCCGAUACGGUCCUCUACUAGCACCGCUUCCGCCUGGUGCCUGUGCCCAGGGCCGGACAGCCACCGACCAGCCUGAGAGAUAAGCCCCCUGCCUGGCCUUUGCUGCCGAUGGGAAUAGAGCUGUCUGUGUCCCUGCUGUUCCCGGGAGCCUGGAUUCAAGCUGGGUUCUGGUACCAGGAGUUCUAUUGUCUCUGGCGUCUGACUCAUCACAUGUGAAUGUACCGCAGCUUUGCUAUUAAUGCACAGUGCUUUUUUUCCUAAACACAGAAAGAAUUGUCGACCAACCUCUGAGCUUCAUUUUUGGAAUUUGUGCUGACCUCUAGAGCUAUUGUAUUGUAUUUGUUUCUGGAUAGUAUCUACAUUAACCCAGUGAGACUGAAGACAUGAAGACAGAUUAGAAGUGGAAACAGCACAGUGAGAUUUUGUUUUUAUUGUCAAUGAUAAACAAGCCAGCUACUGUCACCGGAUGACCUUGCAGGCCAGAGUGGGUAGAGCUGUGGUCCUCUGUCACAGCAGUUGUUUCUCAUUUCAUUUUACAUUGUGUGGUGUUGUCACCAAAACAAUGGUCACUUUGUGCAAGUAAAUUUCAGAUAGAGUUAACGCGGCUGUUCUGAUAGGGGAAGAGUAUUUUUAAGUGAGCUUGUACCGGACUUCUCAUUAUUAACACAUUGGUGUAAAAUUGCUUUCAAUUAUUACGGUGACUCAAAAAUACAAAUUUGUUACUUUAGGAACUUCUAAGUUAAUAGAGCUUCGAACUUCAGCUUUUCUCACAGUACAUGCUAAAGUUAAAGCCAGCUGCCCUGUGCAGAGGAUGAUUGUAAGUGCUGUGCAGAAGAGGGAAGAUUGCUCUGCCCUUCCAACUGUGACUUCCCGCACAGCGGGGAGCCCAGUGUGGUAAAGUGCGAAUGAGUCGAGUGUGUAUUGUUGUUUUGGAGGAGGUAGAAGAUGAAUCUCCCGCAUCCGCAUCCGUUUCUAAAUUGCCACAGGAAAGUAAAUCCCUACAUUCUCCGCCUUCUGGAAGUGUGUUGCCAUCACUGGUGCAAGCUAUUUUUAACGGAGAUCCUGAUGAAGUUCGAGCACUAAUAUUUAAGAAAGAAGAUGUUAACUUUCAGGACAAUGAAAAGAGAACCCCGUUGCAUGCUGCUGCCUACCUUGGAGAUGCAGAAAUGAUUGAACUGCUCAUUUUAUCUGGAGCUAGAGUUAAUGCCAAAGACAGCAAAUGGUUGACACCUUUACACAGAGCAGUUGCGUCUUGUAGUGAGGAGGCGGUUCAGUUACUUCUGAAGCAUUCUGCCGAUGUUAAUGCCCGAGACAAAAACUGGCAAACCCCUUUGCACGUGGCUGCGGCCAACAAAGCUGUGAAGUGUGCGGAAGCCCUGGUGCCCCUGCUCAGCAACGUGAACGUGUCCGACCGAGCGGGCAGGACCGCACUGCACCACGCGGCUUUCAGUGGCCAUGGCGAGAUGGUCAAACUGCUCUUGUCAAGAGGUGCCAAUAUUAAUGCUUUCGAUAAGAAAGACCGGCGCGCUAUCCACUGGGCGGCGUAUAUGGGUCACAUUGAGGUAGUGAAGCUGCUCGUGGUACACGGCGCGGAGGUGACGUGCAAGGACAAGAAGGCCUACACGCCCCUGCACGCCGCGGCCUCCAGCGGGAUGAUCAGCGUCGUGAAGUACCUGCUGGAUCUCGGAGUGGAUAUGAAUGAGCCGAACACCUACGGAAACACAGCCCUGCACGUGGCCUGCUAUAACGGACAGGACGUUGUGGUGAACGAGCUCAUAGACUGUGGUGCUAACGUCAAUCAGAAGAACGAGAAAGGCUUCACCCCCUUGCACUUCGCUGCCGCGUCCACACACGGAGCGCUGUGCUUAGAGCUGCUAGUUGGCAACGGGGCCGACGUCAACACGAAGAGUAAAGAUGGAAAAACCCCUUUGCACAUGACCGCACUCCACGGUAGAUUCUCCAGAUCACAGACCAUUAUCCAGAGUGGAGCCGUCAUCGACUGUGAGGACAGGAACGGGAACACGCCCCUGCACGUCGCGGCGCGGUACGGCCACGAGCUGCUCAUCAACACGCUCAUCACGAGCGGCGCGGACACGGCGAAGCGAGGCGUACAUGGGAUGUUCCCCCUCCACUUGGCGGCCCUGAGCGGCUUCUCCGAUUGCUGCAGGAAACUGCUGUCUUCAGGGUUUGAUGUGGACACCCCAGAUGAUUUCGGAAGGACCUGUCUGCACGCAGCUGCGGCUGGAGGGAAUUUGGAGUGCCUAAACCUUCUGCUGAAUACUGGUGCCGACUUCAACAAGAAGGACAAGUUUGGGAGGUCCCCGCUGCACUAUGCCGCCGCCAACUGCAACUACCAGUGCCUGUUCGCUCUCGUGGGGUCGGGAGCCAGCGUGAACGACCUCGACGAGAGGGGCUGCACGCCCCUGCACUACGCAGCCACGUCGGACACGGAUGGCAAGUGCCUGGAGUACUUGUUAAGGAACGACGCGAACCCCGGGAUCCGAGACAAGCAAGGGUACAACGCCGUCCACUACUCAGCUGCUUACGGCCACCGCCUGUGCCUCCAGCUGAUUGCAAGUGAAACUCCUUUAGAUGUUCUGAUGGAGACCUCCGGGACAGACAUGCUCAACGACUCCGAUGACAGGGCGACAGUCAGCCCCUUACACUUGGCGGCCUAUCACGGUCACCACCAAGCACUGGAAGUCCUGGUACAGUCCCUGUUAGAUCUCGACGUGAGGAACAGCAGCGGAAGGACUCCCUUAGACCUUGCCGCGUUCAAGGGCCAUGUGGAGUGUGUGGACGUGCUCAUCAAUCAGGGGGCCUCCAUCUUAGUCAAGGAUUACAUUUUGAAGAGGACACCUAUACAUGCGGCAGCGACAAACGGCCAUUCAGAAUGCUUACGACUAUUGAUAGGAAACGCAGAGCCACAGAACGCGGUAGACAUUCCGGACGGCAGUGGGCAGACGCCUCUGAUGCUGUCUGUCCUCAACGGGCACACGGACUGUGUGUACUCACUGCUGAACAAAGGAGCCGGCGUGGACGCCAGAGACGCGCGGGGCAGGACGGCGCUGCACCGGGGGGCAGUGACGGGCCAUGAGGAGUGUGUGGAUGCGUUACUCCAACACGGUGCUAAGUGCUUGCUUCGGGACAGCAGGGGCCGAACUCCCGUGCACUUGUCGGCUGCCUGCGGGCACAUCGGCGUCCUCGGAGCCCUUCUGCAGUCGGCCGCGUCUGUGGACGCGACCCCAGCCACAGCAGACAGCCAUGGGUACACGGCGCUGCACUGGGCUUGCUACAACGGUCACGAGACCUGUGUAGAACUCCUCUUAGAACAGGAGGUUUUCCAGAAAGUGGAAGGGAACGCCUUCAGCCCUCUGCACUGCGCUGUGAUCAACGACAAUGAAGGUGCUGCCGAGAUGCUGAUCGACACGCUAGGUGCCAGCAUCGUGAACGCCGCCGAUUCCAAAGGAAGAACUCCUCUCCACGCAGCCGCCUUCACGGACCACGUGGAGUGCCUGCAGCUCCUGCUCAGCCAUAACGCGCAGGUGAACUCUGCGGACGCCUCUGGGAAGACGCCGCUCAUGAUGGCUGCGGAGAACGGGCAGACGAACACAGUCGAGAUGCUGGUGAGCAGUGCCAGUGCUGACCUGACCUUACAAGACAACAACAGGAACACCGCCCUUCACCUGGCUUGCAGCAAGGGUCAUGAAACUAGUGCCUUGUUAAUACUGGAAAAGAUAACAGAUAGAAACCUCAUCAAUGCAACCAACGCAGCCUUGCAAACACCUCUGCAUGUGGCUGCCCGCAAUGGGCUGACAAUGGUGGUGCAGGAGCUUCUGGGAAAAGGAGCCAGUGUGCUCGCGGUGGACGAGAAUGGAUACACCCCGGCUCUGGCCUGCGCUCCCAACAAGGACGUGGCAGACUGCCUGGCCCUCAUCCUGGCCACCAUGAUGCCUGUCUCCUCCGGUAGCCCUCUGUCCUCCCUGACGCUGAAUGCCAUCCAUCGGUACACCAACACCUCGAAGACGGUCAGCUUCGAAGCCUUGCCCAUCAUGCGGCACGGGCCCAGCUCCUACUGCAGCUUCAACAGUGUCGGUGCGGAGCAGGAGUGCUUGUACACCGAUGCCGAGGAGCUCAACGACUCCGACUCGGAGACCUACUGAGAGGCAGGCCGGCCGGCCGGGGCCUUCGCAGCCGAGCCCUGCAAACCCUUUUCCAGGACAAAGGCACUUUCUUAAUCACGUCCAAGUCCAACCUGAGAGGAGAAGACCGCACAGCGAACGGCGUCGGAGACGCGAUGACGUUAGGGGACAGUUUAAAGGCAAGUUUUGCAAAAGAAACUUCUAGAAUCUUGAAACAGACUUGACCAGAGGAAAACACACUGAUGUCAGAUUGCUUUGUGGAAUUGUUUAAUUUGGUUUUGCAGUGCCAGAAUAAUUCGGGACACUGUACCCCAAGCUGCUUACACAAGCAACACUAUCGUGAAAGAAGAGAUAAGGACACUAGGUUUAAAUUUUCUCAAUAAAAUUGCAACUAAAUUUAAAGGCAAUAAACGUUUGGUACAGUAGGCAUUAUGUGCACAGCAAAUUGCCAAAGGACCAAAUAACUUAAAAGGUGUUUUUUUUUUUAAUAGAAUGUCAUUUUGUGGAAACUGGAGGAGAUGAAAUGAGACAUUAUCUAAACCAAACUUUAAUAUUUCUGAAAACGAAACUUGAGAUUUGGUUUUAAUUUUUUUUUUAAAGAAAACAUCUGAAAGCCUUCCAAUACUGUACUAAACCCAUGAGAGAAAGCAGAUGUAUUUUUACAUUUUUUCUUUUACAUAAAAAUUCCAAUUUCUAUAUUAGACUUGAAAACCAGCUGACUGGGUGCAGUAUGGGUGAGAGUACUUGUGACAUAGACACGCCAUGGGUUGGCAUCCGUCUCUGCCCUGUUUUGAAUGGUAUGGGUUUAAAAUUGAACUAUUUUUGUUUAAAAAUAUAAAGAAUUUCCUAAAAAAUACUUCACAAAAUCAAAAAGCAGUUAUUUCACCCUAUUGCAGCCCAGGGGUCCUGGAGAGUAGAAUUUUCUGCCCUGAGACUUCGGACGGUGCAGCCAUCACUUAGGCUCCUUUGGCCUCCACACUGGGCUGGGAGACUCUGGUUGUCUUUUAUGUGACUUUGAAAAAGGGAAGAGUCAGAAGGAAGACUGCCCCGCUACGCAUACGUCAAACUUCAUGCAGUCUCUCGGAAGGCGUUUCUGUGUUGGGCAAGAUUUAAAACAGGAAAGCUUUGGUCCUACUCAGAUUGAAGGUAGCGUGUAUCAUCUGUCGUAUUUGGAGAGAGACAGUAGCCUGCCAGAUUGGAGACCACCGUUCACCAGAGAGAAGGCCUACACUGAGGCUCUUACUCACAGUUACGUGGUUCUGCUUUCACUGUAAUGUCACUUUCCCAGUGACAAUGACCUCACCUGGGUGAGGAGUCUUACAGGUCUGGGUAAAGUUCUGUAAGUGGCAACAAAAUGAUAUCCAAUUUUAUUUUAUCCUUUUUGUAUUGUGAAACUGGAAACCUUCCAACAUUGUAAAUUAUCAGCUGGUUUUUCUGAAUAUAAAGUGUGAAAACACAGAACAGUAUUUUGAUCUAUUUGAUAAUUUUGUGGGGUUUUUGAAGAAUUACUGAGCAUGUACAUAGAAAUAGUGAUUGCUUGAAUACUGUAUCUACUUGCACUCUUUCAGUACAUCAAGAUUCCUGUAUAUUUUAGAGUAUAAUAAAACACAGAUGUGAGUUGUA